Molecule: messenger RNA, 959 nt
Organism: Triticum dicoccoides
Lineage: Eukaryota; Viridiplantae; Streptophyta; Magnoliopsida; Poales; Poaceae
Product: 50S ribosomal protein L17-like
Exons: 6
Coding region: 125-610 (161 amino acids)
Biological process (GO): translation
Cellular component (GO): ribosome; cytosolic large ribosomal subunit
Molecular function (GO): structural constituent of ribosome
Source: RefSeq, a predicted model, not a curated record
GCGAGCGCAAACCUACCUAGCAGGUGUCCAGGUCCGGGUCCGAGCGGCACCGACCGAGCACCUUCGCAAACCCCUCAACCCUCGCCGCCGCCGCGCCGGCCGCUCAGCCCCCGCCGCCGACGCCAUGGGCAAGUUCCGCAAGCUCGGGCGCCACGCCGCGCACCGCGUGUCCAUGCUCAGGACGAUGGUGUCGCAGCUGGUGAAGCACGAGCGCAUCGAGACCACCGUCGCCAAGGCGAAGGAGGUGCGGCGCAAGGCGGAUCAGAUGGUGCAGCUCGGCAAAGAUGGUACACUGGAUGCAGCAAGACGUGCUUCUGCUUUUGUUCGCGGAGAUGAUGUUGUCCAUAAGCUGUUCACAGAGCUGGCCUACCGCUAUAAAGAUCGAGCAGGCGGAUAUACAAGACUUUUGCGAACUAGGAUACGAAUAGGUGAUGCUGCACCAAUGGCAUACAUUGAGUUUGUGGACAGAGAGAACGAACUCCGAGAGGCCAAACCUGCAACGCCGCCGCCGCCUCAGCGGGUUCCACUUGAUCCAUGGGCCAAGUCUCGUGCUAGCCAACAGUGGGCAGGACCUAAAGUUACCGUGAACCCCAAAUCAGAAGGCUUAUGAGAGCAGCAUCUGCACUGUGUUUCUAUCUGGUGAAUCACAGUAUUCAUUUCGUUCGUGGGACUAUGCACGAGGCUUGUCAUGCAGGAGGAUUUUUGUCAGCGUAUAAUUGUCAAUAGAAUAAUUCAACUUAGAUUUGCUAUCCCUCCAGCGAAUAUUGAUAUAUGAUUGAAUGGGGAUGCGGUGUUAUCCGCGCGACAGUAUGGCACAAGAAAUGUUGUGUUGGUUUGGUUUUUCCUAUUGCUGAUGUAUCAUGAAAUGUUUGAAGAAUUACCCAGGCAAAUUCGAGCCUGGAUCUCAGGUCUUUCACGGCCUCCAUAAAAAAUCUCUCGGUUAAUUGCUUGCUACUGAA